Molecule: messenger RNA, 1974 nt
Organism: Salvia hispanica
Lineage: Eukaryota; Viridiplantae; Streptophyta; Magnoliopsida; Lamiales; Lamiaceae
Product: putative inactive poly [ADP-ribose] polymerase SRO5
Molecular function (GO): NAD+ poly-ADP-ribosyltransferase activity
Source: RefSeq, a predicted model, not a curated record
CUUCAAAACCACCGGCUCCUCAAAACUGACUGCCCAAACCAAAAUACGUAUAAAAAAAAUUAGUAACUCACGCACGCCUCAACACACACUAAAACCGGAGGCGGUGUUUUCCGUUGGCUCCUUUUUUAGUAUGUUUUCGUUUCCCCACUGAAUUGCAUUACAUACCUCUUCUCCAAGAAACCUUUGUUUCUUAAUAUACGCCAGAGUCUUUACGCUUUGAUCUGUGACUUUCUGCUAAAGUUUGCUUCUUGCCAAAUGGGCUUUUGAAUUCUUCACCUCUUUUGCGCUGUUUUAGUCUCUUCAAAAUUCAGUCUUGCAAAAUGGGUUGCUUACUUGUCGAAUCUUUCUUGAGGGAUUGAUUCCUUUGAGAUAUAAGCCUUUCUUUUCUGUAGGAAUCCAUUCUUUUCUUUUUCACUUCCUCAAUUCUACAGCUUCGUUUCUUCUUCGUUACGAAUUUUUAGGUGUCGUUUUCAGAGAUGUGCUAUGGCCGUAUUCCAGCUAGUUUUAAUUUAUUGGUUUGCUGACUUUUUUUUAAGAUUGGACUUUUUCAAAUCGAUUAGCAAAUUCUAGUUUUCCUACCUUCUUCGAAAUUUCUCUGAGUGUCGAUCAAGCAAACAAACUCUUGUCGCGAUGUGCAGCGAGAAAAUCGACGAGAAUUUGGUUUCUGGAUCGAAUCACGUUUCAGCUGAAAAGAAGGGCAAAAAAUUGACGCUCUUUGAAGAUCUUCUUCACGAUUCAGACGCUGUAAAUUCGAAUAGUGAUGUAUUCAACGGCGAUUCUUGCCCCUCCGACUGCGAGAGCGGCGUUUCCGGCGGAGAAAACGAGAUCGGAAAUGGCGGCGGGGAGGAGAUUUAUGGGAUAAUUACGAAAAACUUUGUGUCGAGCUUGGGCAGGAGUGGAUUCGAUGCCAAAAUUGAGGGGAUUCAUCGGAUUGAUUUCUCGAGCUUCGUUAGCAGAGCAAAGCUUCAAUCUUUCUGUAUAUACUCGAAGGCGGUGGGGAUGAAGUGCGACGGCGAUCCCAAUGUGAAAUACGCUUGGUUUGGAGGUUCCAAGAGUGAGAUUAAUGCGAUUCUCUCUCAUGGCUUCUGCCUUCCUGCGACCAAUGGGAGUCACGGAUAUGGUGUUCAUCUCUCCCCAGUUAAUCAACCUGUUGAAAGUUUGCCAUUGGCUAUUGCUGAUGAAGAUGGCCUAAUGCACAUGUUGCUUUGCCGAGUGAUAAUGGGGGAAAUGGAGGCUGUUUUGGGUGGCUCCGAGCAAUUCAAUCCGAGUAGUGAAGAGUUUGAUUCCGGCGUUGAUGAUUUAGCCUCUCCUCGAAAAUACAUUGUGUGGAGUUCGCGUAUGAACACUCACAUCUUGCCCGAAUACGUGCUCACUUUCAAAGCAUCACCUACUCACAGAGCUGUUUUGAUUGCAGAAGAGCAGAGGCAUUUGCAGACUCCCAGAGUUCCGAAAUCGGAUUGGAUGCCGUUCCCCAGCCUCAUUGCAACACUGACCAAGUUCUUGCCUAGUGAUGCCAUUGAAUCCAUUUCUAAGUUUCACAGUGAUUACAGGAAGCAGAAGGUAACAAGGCACGAAAUGAUUCAACGCGUGAGGCUUAUAGCAGGGGACGAGCUUCUGAUGGCCAUCAUAAAAUCUUAUAGGAGCAAGACAAAAUCAUCUUUGAAUGGUGUUUCAAGAGCUUUGGGGAAAUGAAGAGAAGAAGUUUGAGGUUUCUUAUUUGAAGAAUAGUUAGUUGGUUGUGAUGAGAAGUAUGUGUGAAGCUGACAACCUAACAAGAUUGGACAUACAUACCAUGGAAGAUUUACUCAAAGAUUACUACAUACAGUCAGUCAUAAAGGAAGGAGUAAAAACAAUAAGGAAUUCUUUUUUCCUUAGACUUCUUCCCAGCUUUACUACUCUUUACCUAAACUCUUUUUACUUUAAGGCGUUGUAAUUCAGGAUUUUUCGUGUUGAAUUUCAUCAGUUUAGCUUUUA